Drosophila miranda is the source of this 1153-nucleotide messenger RNA. RefSeq names its product protein FRA10AC1 homolog. The transcript has 2 exons. Gene Ontology annotation, biological process: dephosphorylation. Gene Ontology annotation, molecular function: phosphatase activity. The record is from RefSeq and is a predicted model, not a curated record. The coding region runs from base 31 to 798 and encodes 255 amino acids. Lineage: Eukaryota; Metazoa; Arthropoda; Insecta; Diptera; Drosophilidae.
ACUAUCGCAUUCUGUAAAGAAAAAACAACAAUGAGCAGCUCACAGCUUUUUCCCAUAAGUUUAAACACAUUGACUGACAAAGAGCGCCACAGCUACAUUCUCGGCCACUAUGUGCUCAACACCACCGCCGAAAGCGAGUCGCGAAAGCACAAGCGCGACAUCGAUGUCAUUCGGGAGAACCAUCGCUUUCUGUGGGACGACGAUGACGUCGAUUGCGGAUCGCUGAGUUGGGAUCAACGCCUGGCGCGGCGCUACUACAAGAAACUCUUCAAGGAAUACUGCAUCGCGGACCUGACUCGCUACAAGGAGAACAAGAUAGCCCUCCGGUGGCGAACCGAGCAGGAAGUUGUGGCAGGAACAGGACAAUUCCAGUGUGGCAGCCGCCACUGUGGGGAGCGGACGGAUCUGCGCAGCUGGGAGGUGAAUUUCAAGUACAUCGAGCAAGGGGUGCCCAUGAAUACGCUGGUUAAGGUACGGCUUUGUCCCACGCACACGGAUCAACUUAACUAUCGCACCAAGAAAAAGGAGUACAAAAAGCAGAAACGUAGGGAGAAGGAUGAGUGCAGAGCUGGAAGAAGAAACAAGCGACGGAAACUGGAUGAUACUGCCGAUGAUGAGGGCGAGAAAGAUAAUAAGGAAGAGCCUGCGGUGCCAGAGGCAGAUCCGGAAACAUGGAACAUUGAAGCUGAGGAACCCACCGCAGACGACCAAAUCUGGAUAAAUCAGCUCAAUCUCAGCGAGGAACAACCCUCCAGAGAGCAAGAAUUCGAACGCUAUCUGGAAGAUCUUCUAAUGUAAAAUACAUAGCACGUUUAUUUUUGUAUUCAACGUAGACACUAGUGAUCUUUUUAAAGUUACUGGCCGCGGGAUGCGCUCGCUUAUAUACUAAGAUGUACAUGCAUGAUCUUUUCGUGUAUUUUCUGGGACUUGCAUGUACAUACACUCACAUUUACAAGACUAUUCACAAUUAUUUGUUAAAACCAACACCAAAAAGUUGAACUGGACAGUAAGGCUGUGACUCUGACUCGACUCUGUUUUUUUUUACAAUAUUGUGUGUAAUUAUGUGUACCUAGAGUUCAAUCGCAAUCCCUUUGUUGAUCGAGUGCAAGUCGGAUUCGCUACAGGUUCGAAAAUACAUUCUCAUACUCAUUCA